CACGAUUUGUGCGCUUGUUGCUGCGCAUUAUCCCCCUGAAAGGAAAGAAUAGACCCAGACAGAAAGCGUCGGACACUGUAUACCCGCGUUAUUACAUUGAACAACCUAAUAGUGACGAAUCGUGUGUUUAUAAGUUAUAAAAUCAUGAAUCCAGUAUACAGCCCUGGAUCAUCUGGGGUUCCAUAUGCAAAUGCAAAAGGUAUUGGGUAUCCUGGUUUCCCAGUGGGGUAUGCUGCAGCUGCACCUGCCUAUUCUCCUAAUAUGUAUCCUGGAGCUAAUCCUGCAUUCCAACCAGAGUUAGAGCAUCCUUCAUAUGUCUCAUCGGGUGUGCAAAUGUUCAUGUUCGGGCACACGUUCUCUGCAGCGAGAAACGGUGCAAUGAAUUCAGGUACCUGCUUUGCUUUACUUUUAAGUUAUCUUAGUUCUUCAGAAUAA
Messenger RNA from Bombina bombina (fire-bellied toad), 435 nucleotides. Its product is annotated as myelin-associated neurite-outgrowth inhibitor. The record is from RefSeq and is a predicted model, not a curated record. Bases 145 to 435 code for a protein of 96 amino acids. The transcript is spliced from 4 exons. Lineage: Eukaryota; Metazoa; Chordata; Amphibia; Anura; Bombinatoridae.